Soboliphyme baturini is the source of this 510-nucleotide messenger RNA. NCBI's taxonomy places the organism in Eukaryota, Metazoa, Nematoda, Enoplea, Dioctophymatida, Soboliphymatidae. The record is from the annotation of a GenBank genome assembly.
AUGGUGUACACUUCUGGUCGCUACUGCGUACGAAAAAACACCAACACCCAGAUCAUCGCACGCACAAUGCUGGAAUGCCGCAAACGUGGUUGGCGGCAAAUCGUUUGUCUGUACCGCGAAAGGUGGUUCGUGACGAAACGGCGACAGGCGACGGCGACCGCCGACCUGGCGAAUCGUUCGUAUUACGAUAAUAGGGGCGACGAAAAAGCUGAAAGCGACGCCUUGCCUUGCAAGAAAUCCGUUGUCGUCGCCGACGACCGACAACCCGGUUGUCACGGUAAAGCCAAUCAUCGACCAGAUCUGAGCAUCCGAUUUGCACUUGCCACGACUUGCGCUAAUCAUGACCCGGUCGUCGUUGGCGCGUACAAAAAUCGCUACCCAUUUCUGCACACCGAGAGUGCUAUAGAGCGAAAGCAUACGAUUUUCUGGCACCCAUUUGCAGGCAGAGGUGGAUUGCUGACCUUCGCCCAGCCGCCACCGGCUACUUCAGGCGAAGAUGAGAUCUCUUAA